AUGGCCGCCUUGUUGAAACAACCACUCAAGCUGGCGCUGGUCCAGCUGGCAUCGGGCGCCGAUAAAUCUGUCAAUCUCGCCCACGCCCGCACCAAAGUCCUCGAGGCCGCCAAAGCCGGCGCCAAGCUCAUCGUCCUGCCAGAAUGCUUCAACUCACCCUACGGCUCCCAGCACUUCCCCAAGUACGCCGAGACCCUGCUUCCGUCGCCCCCCUCGCAGGAGCAAUCCCCCUCCUACCACGCCCUGUCGGCCCUCGCCGUCGAAGCCAAGGCCUACCUCGUCGGCGGCAGCAUUCCCGAGCUGGAGCCCACCGAGAAGAAAUACUACAACACCUCACUGGUGUUCUCCCCUUCCGGCGCUCUCAUCGGCACCCACCGCAAGACCCACCUCUUUGACAUCGACAUCCCCGGCAAGAUCACCUUCAAGGAGAGCGAGGUCCUCUCCCCGGGGAACCAGCUCACGCUCGUCGAUCUGCCCGAGUACGGCCGGAUCGGGCUGGCCAUCUGCUACGAUAUUCGCUUCCCCGAGGCGGCCAUGAUCGCCGCGCGCAAGGGCGCCUUCAUGCUCGUCUACCCGGCUGCCUUCAACAUGACCACGGGGCCCAUGCACUGGUCGCUGCUGGCGCGUGCCCGCGCUGUCGACAACGAGCUCUACGUCGCGCUGUGCAGUCCCGCCCGCGACGUCAACGCGGACUACCGCGCCUGGGGCCAUACCCUGGUCAGCACGCCCAUGGCGGAGAUCGUCCAGGAGGCGGGCGACGCCGAGGAGAUUGUCUACGCGGAUCUCGAUAACGACACUAUCGCCAACACCCGCAAGAGCAUUCCCAUCUACAACCAGCGACGGUUCGACCUGUACCCGGAUUCGACCAUUGCUGCAGCCACCGACACCGACGCCGUCAACCCGUUCAAAAUGUCCAACGUCCAGACCGGCAAGAAGACCCGCUCGGCCAUCGCCGAUGUGGUGUCGCGCGAGUACACCAUCAACCUGCACAAGAGAACCCACGGUGUUAGCUUCAAGAAGCGUGCUCCCCGCGCCAUCAAGGAGAUCCGUGCUUUUGCCGAGCAGGCUAUGGGCACCAAGGACGUCCGCCUCGACCCCCAGCUCAACAAGAAGGUCUGGGAAGCCGGCAUCAAGGGCGUUCCCUUCCGUCUGCGCGUGCGCAUCUCGCGCAAGCGUAACGACGAGGAGGACGCCAAGGAGCGCCUGUACUCGCUCGUCCAGGCCGUCAACGUCAAGAACCCCAAGGGUCUGCACACUGCCGUUGUGGAUGAUGAGUAA
Aspergillus candidus is the source of this 1278-nucleotide messenger RNA. RefSeq names its product carbon-nitrogen hydrolase. Gene Ontology annotation, cellular component: mitochondrion; ribosome. NCBI's taxonomy places the organism in Eukaryota, Fungi, Ascomycota, Eurotiomycetes, Eurotiales, Aspergillaceae. The coding region runs from base 1 to 1278 and encodes 425 amino acids. The record is from RefSeq and is a predicted model, not a curated record. The transcript has 6 exons. Gene Ontology annotation, biological process: L-glutamine metabolic process; translation; oxaloacetate metabolic process. Gene Ontology annotation, molecular function: omega-amidase activity; structural constituent of ribosome.